GAAUGUUACGCAAGUAUGCAACAGGUUCUUCGCCGUCUAUCCAUUUGUUCUAGUUGGACUCUGAAUCGCUGUGCCCGCGAGACUUAAAGAUCUCUCCUUCCGCUGUCUGAGCAGUCGAUAUCAAUUUGCCAGCCAUUAGGUAACAUAUGCAUCAUGGCCACAAAUCUGCUGCAAGCCACUCGCACCGUCUGCGCCCGAGCCACUCGCGGCUAUAGUUCAAAGUUUAAUGAUGUUGUUGUUGUGUCUGCUGCCCGCACACCCAUCGGCAGUUUCCAGAGCCAACUGGCGCCAUUAUCAGCAACACAGCUAGGUGCCACAGCCAUUGAGGCGGCUAUCCAACGCGCGGGCAUUGGCAAGGGCGAUGUGAACGAAGUUAUUAUGGGCAAUGUGGUAUCUGCAGGAUUGGGACAGGCACCCGCGCGCCAGGCUGCCAUUUUUGCUGGUCUGCCCACCAACGUUUGCUGCACCACAGUCAACAAAGUGUGCUCAUCGGGCAUGAAAGCGGUCAUGCUGGGCGCCCAGUCGCUGGCUCUAGGCCAGGCUGAUGUCGUCGUGGCAGGUGGCAUGGAGUCCAUGUCGAAUGUGCCGUACUAUUUGAAGCGUGGUGCCACGCCCUAUGGUGGCGUCAAUCUAAUCGACGGCAUAGUCUUCGAUGGACUGUUCGAUGUUUAUAACAAAUUCCACAUGGGCAACUGCGCAGAGAGCGUGGCCAAAAAGAUGCAGAUUUCACGACAGGACCAGGAUGCGUUUGCCAUCGAUUCGUAUAAGCGCUCUGCCAAGGCCUGGGGCGACAAGGUGUUUGCCGAGGAAAUUGCGCCCGUCAAAAUACAGCAGAAGCGUAAACCAGAGGUCACCAUUGCCGAGGAUGAGGAAUACAGGCGCGUCAACUUCGACAAGUUUGGACAACUGGCCACCGUUUUCCAGCGUGAAAACGGCACAGUGACAGCGGGUAAUGCCUCUACCUUGAAUGAUGGUGGCUCCGCAGUCGUGCUCAUGACCGCCGAGGGUGCACAGCGUGCAGGUCUCAAGCCGCUGGCGCGCAUUGUUGCCUACCAGGAUGCGGAGACCGAUCCCAUUGAUUUCCCCAUUGCCCCCGCCCUGGCUGUGCCCAAGCUGUUAGCUCGCGCCGGCGUCAAUAAGCAGGACGUGGCCAUGUGGGAGAUCAAUGAGGCCUUCUCCCUGGUCGUGUUGGCCAACAUACGCAGCCUCGAUCUGGAUCCAGCCAAAGUGAAUAUACAUGGAGGCGCUGUCUCCAUCGGCCAUCCCAUUGGCAUGUCUGGGGCUCGUUUGGUCACACAUCUAUCUCAUGCACUGAAAAAGGGCGAAUUGGGCUGCGCUUCCAUUUGUAAUGGCGGCGGUGGCGCCUCCUCCAUCCUCCUGGAAAAGCUGUGAGCACUCGUGAUUCCCUAUCUCGCCUCACAGUCCACACCCCCGCGACCCUCACCCAGAACCAGAAUUGCAUUUAUCAGUGAUCUACAACAACUAAUGAAAUUAAUUCGCUACGUGUCGGUGUUUAUUUUUUCUCUUUUACCUAUGUACAUAUGUACGUACAUACAUAUGUAUAAAAUAAAUAUAUAUAUACACAUAUAAAUAAUUAUAUAAA
Molecule: messenger RNA, 1603 nt
Organism: Scaptodrosophila lebanonensis
Lineage: Eukaryota; Metazoa; Arthropoda; Insecta; Diptera; Drosophilidae
Gene: Acat1
Product: acetyl-CoA acetyltransferase, mitochondrial
Exons: 1
Coding region: 154-1392 (412 amino acids)
Biological process (GO): fatty acid beta-oxidation
Molecular function (GO): acetyl-CoA C-acetyltransferase activity
Source: RefSeq, a predicted model, not a curated record